AAAAAUGUCAUAGCAGAGAGGCCCAUAACAUCACAUCUCAAAAAAAGGUUGAGGCGCUCUGCUGAUCUUUAGAAAUUUAACUCUAAUUAUACUAUUUGAAAGCUUGCAGGCUUGAAACAAAUGAAACAUGCACCACCCUGUCGCUGUACUCAAACGGCUACGGCGCAACAACUUGAAGCCAAAUGUUAACCUUGCACUCGGACUGUUGCGGCCCUGUUAUGGCCCUGUUGUGGCAAGGGUUGAUUGCCUAUAAGUUGAAGACCCUGCAAGGAUCUGGAGCUGGCAAGGAGCCUCUUCAGACGCCCAGGACAAGCCUUCAUCUGCCGUUGGAAGACCGCCUCACACAGGUCUAGGUUUCUCGCUCAUUGUUGCCAUUUGCCUCAUUCAUCCAGGUAACCAGAAAGUCCGUUAUCAUGUCGUCGAGCCGAGUUCCUUUAGUUGUGCCAUUAUGCCUGCUAUUAAGCUUGUUCACUAGCGUCUGCCACUCGUCACGGCCAGAGGCACUUGAUGUGUGCCCCUGGACCCGGCUAGACCAGAGUCUAUUUCUACCCUGCUGCAAAGUCGAAUCUAACGAGGAUGUGCUGGUCUUGGAGGGCAUGGACGGCUUGGAUUGGGAGAGCUCAGCAAAUUACAGAAGCGAUUCGGGAUUCGCAAGGCCAGCAAACGCAAGCAAUUCCAACAACGCCUGGGAUACACUCUGGAGGGGUCCGCACGCAUGCGCCGGCGAGUUCUGCGUCUACUCUAACCCGGGCUUUGCCAACGGCCAUGGGAUGGUCUUUAUCGGAAAAGCCCGCAACGCCGAGAUCCUGGCCCGCGUUCUGAAAGUAAGCAGUGACUCCGCCGUGGACAACGCGCCGGCGGAACGAACGCUCUUUGAACGGAGAGAAAUACCCGGAAAGGGAGUCGGGCUCGUUGCGCGCCGCCCCAUCAGCCGCGGGCAGCUCAUCAUGGCGCAGUGGCCCGCUCUCGUCACAGAUAUCAAGACGUUUGACAGUUCCGAAGACGACCAGACGCGCCUGUUUAACGCCGGCAUCGAGCAGCUGCCCAGCGAGACCGUGAUGGAGUUUCUGUCGCAAGCAUCGCAAACGAACUCGACGAAGCGAGGGGCCAAGAUCAGGGAUAUAGCAAACACAAACUCGUUCAACCUAAACAUAGCUGGUGUUCCGCACGCGGGGACCUUCCUUGGCGUCUCGAGACUUAACCAUGACUGCCGGCCAAACCUGGCCUUCCACGUUGCAAAGUCAUUCGUCCAUACCACCCACGCCACCCGCGACAUCGCGGCGGGCGAGGAGCUCACCAUCUCGUAUAUCGACUCGUACAGCGCCCGGCAGGUCCGCCAGGAGCGUCUCAAGCGCAACUGGGGCUUCACCUGCACGUGCCCGCACUGCAGCCUCUCCGAGGCCAUGGGUAAACUGUCCGACAGCAGACUGUACGCCAUCUACCAGCUGGACAACAGCCUGCGCAACCUGACGUGGCGCGAGGACGGCCCCGCGCUGCCCAACUCGGUCGACUUGAUGCUGAGCCUGAUCCGCCAGGAGAGGCUGGAAUUUUCGGUGGCCGAGGCCUACCGGCUGGCCGCCGAGACGUACGGCUCGCUUGGCUCGAGGGAACUGGCGCUCAAGUAUGCUCACAUGGCGCUGGAGGCGGGAGUUGUGGAGCAGGGUGCCGCUUCGCCCCUGGUGGUCGAUAUGGAGGACUUUGUGAAGGAUCCUUCGUCGCAUUGGAGUUGGUUGAAAAGGGUGGAUGGGUCGGGUGAUGGAAUGCACUGAUACUUGGGUGGUAUAGGAUUUGGUGCCAUUGGCACCUACUCAGUGCUGUGUAUAAAGGAGCGCUAAAAUACGCCGGUGGAAAUCAUGCUAUGACGCGAAAGGAUUAAGGCCAAUCAAUACUAGCCAGAACCCCAUCUGUCUGAUAGGCCUACCGUCCAUCCUUGAAAAUUCCUGUCGCUUGCCGGUAAAAUUUUGUUGCUACGCUCCAGUGCGUCAACAACAUACUCCAGUGCAUCCUCUGGUAGGCUAACAUCUUGCACGUCCGAACUGAAGGAUUCCAACAUCUUGUCUGCCUCCUCAUCGCUAAUCACUUUGAAUAGCAGUUUGAUAGCGGGAGUCUUAGUGGUAUUGCCCCGAGUCGAUGUGUAGCUUAUAGUGCUGUUGAGUACCCAUGUAUGCAACGACCUGCCUCGCUUCUUUGCCUCGUGAUCUUUACCAGACAAGAAACCUGUCAUGGGAGUGAUAAGAGACUUGGAAGACCCCGAACGAGCAACAUUUGCGAGCAGUGAUGCGGCCAGACACUGGACAGCUGACGGGGGUUUACCGCUCUUGGUUUUGCUGUCGUCGACGCGCAGCUGCCAUUUGUAAAGCAUCACUGCGGGUGACCUGAUGCUGAAAUGUCCUAUUUUGGUAUGGCAUUCAGAACACUUGACCGGCAAGAACCUGGCACUAUUGCUGUCGUCGAUAUUUUCACGUGAUGGAAUCUGCAGUAUUUAUUAGCCAAAACACUCUUGAUUGAUACACAAGUAAGUCGCUGCGACGUGCAUGUUCCUCCGUCUAAUCCCGAGAAGUCCAUUGCGUGCAAGCCUCGGUGAAAUACAGAGUUGCCAUCCUCCUUCCCAAUGCCGCGCUACCACUCCCGUUUCCGGAGACCCAGAAAGCGGUCUUGCAGCACAGGCAGGUCUCGAACUGGUUCGAGAGCGGACGGUAUUCAAAUCUACUCUAGGGUAUUUGUAUCGGUGACUACGCCAUUGAGCGGACCCAGCCACCUUCUUGAUACCCAGCACGAAAAACAGCCAAAACGCAGCCAAAACGCAGCCAGAAUCGGAACGACCAUCAACAUCACCGUCAUGCGAUAACUUACCUCUACGCCUCUGCAGUCAUCCUCAGCAAAGAGAAAGGUCAUCAAGUCCACAAACCCAACACCCCGCCGCGCCUGAAUGCUGGAGUUUGCCCCGUAACCCCUCCUAGCCAACGUCUGCUCGUCGGCCUUGUCCCCGGCCUUGACUCGGUGGUUGUCUUGAUCAUGUCCGUCGUGCCGAUGCCCAUCCUGGCCAGCAUGGUCGUCCGGUUUGUGACAGUGCCAAAACUCCAUCAUCUCAGCCCAGUUCGCGCUGGGGAGGUCCUUCCACUCCAUUAUGGAAUCCCCUGGCACCAGCACCGCAUCGCAACCCCCACAACGCACAGUGGAGCCGGCUGCAAUGUUGACGGCUUCCCAGGGUACCGAGGAGCCGGUAGGCGCAGUAAUCCCCUUUGGUGCUGCCGAGGAAGAUGAAGCCAGGCCCAGCGGGAAUCGCCAGGUCAACUUGCAGCGAUUGUCCGCCGCGGGCUUCAAUGGCAAAAUGGCCGAGCCGCCGCCGCCACCUUGAACGACCGCGGCAGGCAGCUCGAGUAGCCGGGAAUCGUCACGGUGUGUGACGUGAAUACGGCUGCCAUCGCUGAGCAGCAGGGCGCGCGUCGACGUUUCACAUGGCGAGGGGAGGCUGGCCACGACAGAGACCUGCCGGAUGUUGGGUAGCAGUUCCGCGUAGAUUGAGAAGCUGUCUGUCAUGUUUUUGUUUUUGUUGUUUUGCAAAGUGGCAACGUCGGCAAGAAAUUAGAAGCCAGAGGCCUUUGUUCCUCAAGGCGGUGUACGAUGACGGCCAAACAUUGCAUCAAC
Molecule: messenger RNA, 3648 nt
Organism: Pyricularia grisea
Lineage: Eukaryota; Fungi; Ascomycota; Sordariomycetes; Magnaporthales; Pyriculariaceae
Exons: 2
Coding region: 414-1769 (451 amino acids)
Molecular function (GO): protein binding
Source: RefSeq, a predicted model, not a curated record